AUGCCUGGUACUGUAGCAGUCAUCAGGACUUGCCCUGUUCGAGUUGGGGGACAGGACGGGAAUUCCAACAUACUCCCUGUGGCAUUCGCACUAGUUGAGGGUGAGAAUGCUGAGUCAUGGUCCUUCUUUCUCUCCUACCUCCGUCAGCACGUGACACCUCAGCCAGGUCUGUUAGUUAUUUCAGAUAGGCAUAACGACAUCAAGGCAGCACUCGAGGCACCCGAUGGGGGAUGGCUACCUCCGGCUGCAUACCGAGCAUUCUGCAUUCGACACGUUGCAGCAAAUUUCGCCCUCACCUUCAAGGGCAAAGAUGCCCGGAGGCUUCUUGUGAACGCUGCAUAUGCGAAGACCGAGGUGGAGUUUGACUACUGGUUUGACAUUCUGCGGUCUGAGAAUCCGGCAAUGUGUGACUGGGCGAACCGGAUUGAGUACUCGUUGUGGACACAGUACUAUGAUGAGGGUCGGAGAUUUGGGCACAUGACGACCAACAUAUCUGAGUGUGUGAAUUCAAUCCUGAAGGGGGUAAGGAACCUCCCUGUGUGCUCGCUGGUGAAGGCCACAUACGGAAGGCUUGCGGAACUAUUUGUCCGUAAGGGGAGGGAGGCCCAGGCUCAGAUGGGUACCGGACAACAAUUCAGUCAAUACCUGGUAAAGUGUAUCGAGGCAAACCUGAAGACGGCCAGGUGCUUCAAGGUGACUGUUUAUGACAGGGAUAACUCGGAGUACACCGUGGCUGAAACGACUCCGACAGGUCCCUUCUCACUUGGUACCUACAGGGUCUCACUAGGGUCUCAGACUUGUGAUUGUGGAUACUUCCAAGCACUUCAUUUGCCGUGUCCUCACGCACUUGCAUGCUGUGCUUAUUCACGUCUAACUUGGCAGCCUUACGUCCACGAAGUAUAUCGCCUGAGUUCUGUUUUCGGUGUCUAUCAGAUGGGAUUCACACCUCUCAUUCCGGAGGGUUUCUGGCCACCAUAUGUCGGGCCCACCGUUAUACCUGAUCCGAACAUGAGGCGUGCGAGGGAGGGUCGGCCGAGGUCUACUCGCAUACGCACCAACAUGGAUGAUGCAGAUCCAAACCGACCAAAGAGGUGUGGCCUCUGCAGGCAACCUGGACACACUCGUCAUAGUUGUCCGCAGGCCGGAUGA
Messenger RNA from Arachis ipaensis, 1149 nucleotides. RefSeq lists its product as uncharacterized. Lineage: Eukaryota; Viridiplantae; Streptophyta; Magnoliopsida; Fabales; Fabaceae. Gene Ontology annotation, molecular function: zinc ion binding. The record is from RefSeq and is a predicted model, not a curated record.